Molecule: messenger RNA, 681 nt
Organism: Amoebophrya sp. A25
Lineage: Eukaryota; Dinophyceae; Syndiniales; Amoebophryaceae
Source: the annotation of a GenBank genome assembly
CUUAUCCUUUCAGACAGUACUUGUGCUUCGUGAGGUAAUUGCGUAAGCAUGCGAACCUAUAAAUAUAUGUGUAAGGUGGACGUUAUCAAGUUUUUUAACUAGUUGCAGUACUUUUUCGUACUAACUUUUUUGCGUGGAUGAGUAUUGAAAAAUGUCGUCCUCGACCUUGGCGGCAUCUUCCUCUUCGUCAUCUCUUAGCGCUAAACCGCGAGUGGCUGCGCGCAUUCUUGAGGUACACCUGGCGAGCGGAGACGUGCAGGCCAUUGAGAUAACCGAAGAGAUAUUCGAAUCUUUUAAGAUUUGUUUGUUUUAGAAAUCCAUCUUGUUCAAAGAAAAGCAUCUAAGUACUGCUUCUCGGGAAACCUCCCUCUCCCACCAACUAGUUUGGAUUGGCUAAGUAGAUGUGGCUACGUUAUUGAAAUUGAAGACAGCGCAGCUAUAUGAAGUCCUCAAACUUGACCUCAAACUUGAAUGAUGGCCAUGGCCAUCAUGGACUUCGUAGGUCUUCUAUAAGCUCUAAUAGACGUUUUGGUAAUCUUCACAAACCUGAAUGGGCAAAAUGUUUCACGGUGGAAGAUGCGCGAUACUUUCUGUCUGAGCAUUACGACCCUUUGCACCUUUGCAUUCCAGAAAUGUUCGACUUGUAUCCUGUGAAGCAGGAAAUGGAAAAGCAACAUGACG